This is a messenger RNA of Dissoconium aciculare CBS 342.82, 1659 nucleotides long. RefSeq names its product ankyrin. NCBI's taxonomy places the organism in Eukaryota, Fungi, Ascomycota, Dothideomycetes, Mycosphaerellales, Dissoconiaceae. The record is from RefSeq and is a predicted model, not a curated record. Bases 1 to 1659 code for a protein of 552 amino acids. The transcript has a single exon. Gene Ontology annotation, molecular function: protein binding. Gene Ontology annotation, cellular component: cytoplasm; nucleus.
AUGAAGCUCCUCGACCUUCCGGCGGAACUGAUCGACGAGAUCAUCGCGCAUCUUGUGAUCUCCGUCGGCAUCAGGAAAGCGGUUCUUUAUAGAUCCGUAUGUCGAUCAUUCAACUCGGCUCUACUACAUGCUAUUUGUAUUGCUCAAGUUGUCGAUGUUUAUCAUCCAUUCACUCCGGGACUGUCUGCGAAGAUGCAUUCUGGUCUCCUGAGUAAGAUUCUCGCGCGAAAGGCGAUGACACCUGAGAGACAUCGAAGAUCAUUUCUCGCUGCUAUUGCAAAUAUAGUCGCUGAACUCCGAAGUCUUGCCAUCGGACUAGCUAUUGAUAUAACAGAUGACCGCUGGUUCGAACACGUGGCUGAGGUAGUCGCAAAUGAGGGAAAUAGCCAGCCAUUCCCCGACGCUUGGAGCAAUCCUGACGCUUGGAGCGAUGAAUCACGAUUAAAAAAUCUGCUCUCCGGUGUCGCCAUUCUAAGAAUCGAGGAACUGUUCAUGAAGCUAUCCGACAAGUUCGAGGGCCUCAGCUUAAUCGUGAACAAUGGUUCACACUUCUUCCGUGAACCUUUGACGAUUGCAGCUGCUCGGGGGCAUGUUGGCAUCGUUCGACGUCUUCUCGCUCUGGGGGCUAGCCUCGAGUUGGAUGCCUGUGAGGUUGAUGAAGUGCGUUCCUCCCAAUUCUGGCGCUCUCGUGGGCACGAUGACGCACAGGCGGAAUUUGGCCUCCAAGAUGGUAGCAUGCAGAGCAUAGCGAUCGGCAGCAGAUCGGCACGGACUGCUCUAGAAUCUGCAGCCCGUGGUGGGCAUCGAGAGAUGUUGGAGUUAUUAUUAGACCCCGCCUACCGAAUACCCAUCACCAGCAUUGAGUACUACCGCGCCAUCGUGGCAGCUGCUGAAAUCGGUAGACCAGAUCUAAUGGACAUUCUGUUCUCUACAAUCGGGAAAUCUUUGGGAGUUUCCACGGCCUUGGACUCAUACAUCAUAUGUGCCGCAGUUCGAGGAGGCCAUCUCCUCCUCGUAGAAUCGCUCAUCGAAGCUGGCGUCGACAUCAACGGAGUCGACCACGUGGAUGGGUGGGAUAAUGGACGUCCAUCAGGCACAGUCUCGCAAGCCGCAGCCAAGGGAAACAUCCCCAUGUUAAGAUUUCUCUUGGAGAGAGGAGCACUCGCAAAAUACGACGAAAAUUACGGAGAAGAACCGCAGCCCCUGAGUCUGGCUGCCGAACACGGCCAGAUGGAAGCCAUUCACGUCCUCCUUGAUUUCGGAGUGGACCCGAGACGGGCAAUGUGUAAAUGCAUGCAGAGUAGGCGUCCCUCUCUAGUCAAAGGGUUGAUGGAACGAUACCCUGGCAUGAUCCAGAAGGAAGAUUGGUGGUUCGGCCGAUCCGCGCUCGUUCAUGCCAUUGACGGAUCCACAAAGCUGGAUUAUAUCGACUUCCUGUUGGCAGCAGGGGUACCAUUGAAUGCCGGAUAUGACAAUCCUUCCUGUAUACCGAUGAACUUGGCCAAAGAUACCCCUUCUGUUCUCUUGUCUACCAUAGAUUAUCUCAUUGCGCGUGGCGCUGAGCCGACCGAGGGAGAAAUGAGACCGCGAGAGACUUCUCUGGAUAGAUAUGGGGUCCUCAUCUCGGAGGAGUCUCGUCAGUGGACACAGCUUUGCUGA